Messenger RNA from Drosophila pseudoobscura, 381 nucleotides. Its product is annotated as probable G-protein coupled receptor Mth-like 11. The transcript has 2 exons. The coding region runs from base 83 to 331 and encodes 82 amino acids. NCBI's taxonomy places the organism in Eukaryota, Metazoa, Arthropoda, Insecta, Diptera, Drosophilidae. The record is from RefSeq and is a predicted model, not a curated record.
UUCUUUAAGACAUGUAUCUUAUAGGCCCAUUAUUUUAUAUAUUUUAUUUAGUUACGGCGUGUAUCUGCAUUUGUUCAUCAUAAUGGGCGGCAGUUGGGUUCUGGAAAUCGUGGCAUUUAUUUGUGAAACUCAGAAGUUCUGCAAGCCCUUGAUUGUAGCAGCUGAUAUUAUUAAGUGCAGCCAGGGGAUCAUAAUAUUCCUUGUCACAUUCUGCAACAGGGACAUGAUCAGGGCCAUCCGUGAGCGAACCCACGAAAGACGGUUAAGUGGAGUUGAGUCUGCAACAUGCAGUCUGACACAGGACUUCCAGCUCAAGCAGGAUAUGAAAUAAAUUCCCUAUUGUUAUGGGAACGUUGAAUAAACUUUUAAAUUUUUGGAAAA